AUGGGUCCUGGUGCAUGGCGAGACACCCUUGACAACUACUUUGGAGACUCAAAUUGGAAAAAGGAUCAUCACAAAGCCCUUGACAACCUUGAAGAAGGUUUGAGAGGUGAAUAUAGUGCCACUCUCGCCCAGUGGAGAGAACAGGUGGAGGCUUGGGAGCAUGACCCUGCAAAGCCAAAUCCUCUCGAACAAAGGGUGGAAAGGACUUGCCUUGUGCUACAUGAGGACUGUACUCCUAGUGUAUUGAUCAGUACCGGCUUAGAACUUGAGGAACAACAAUGGCAAAUGAAAGCUGACAGAGCCGGCCUUGGAGUCCAUGCAUCAGACAAUCAAGAAGGGAAGAUACUUCAGCAGAAUAACACUCUGCAAUGCAAGAUCGACACCUAG
This is a messenger RNA of Suillus paluster, 387 nucleotides long. RefSeq lists its product as uncharacterized. The transcript has 4 exons. NCBI's taxonomy places the organism in Eukaryota, Fungi, Basidiomycota, Agaricomycetes, Boletales, Suillaceae. The coding region runs from base 1 to 387 and encodes 128 amino acids. The record is from RefSeq and is a predicted model, not a curated record.